Cotesia congregata is the source of this 2715-nucleotide messenger RNA. NCBI's taxonomy places the organism in Eukaryota, Metazoa, Arthropoda, Insecta, Hymenoptera, Braconidae. The record is from the annotation of a GenBank genome assembly.
AUAAUUGUCAAAAUGCCAGAUAUUAAAUUAAAUAAUAUAAUUGUAAAUUUUCCAUUUGAGCCUUAUGAAGUCCAGAAGGUUUAUAUGUCAAAAGUGAUAGAAUGUUUACAAAAUAAAAAACAUGGAGUCCUUGAAUCGCCGACAGCGCGCAAAGCGCAUCUCCAAGCUCAAUCCUUAGUCGGAGCGAUAGACUCUCCAGACUUCGGGGGAGAUUUUUUCAAGCGUCUAAAAAAAGACCUCCAGAUGGCAAGCAGCGGCGGAGGAGCCGCAGAAGCAAACCCUGAAGCUCCAAGUCAGAGCCCAGCAUCAUUCGGAUGGUCCCAGCCGAAGAUAAUCUACGCCUCACGCACCCACUCUCAACUAACCCAAGUAAUGGGCGAAUUAAAGCGAACCAACUUCAAGCACCUAAAGGUAGCAGUUAUCGGCUCAAGAGACCAGCUUUGCAUCCACCCGGAGAUCUCCAAGGAGUCUAACUCAGCUGACAAGAUCCAUUUAUGCCAAUCAAAAGUGCGCACCAGGUCCUGCAUGUACUACAACAACGUCGAGACUAAAAAAGAAGAGGCAGUUUUUAAAGACACCAUUUGCGACAUCGAAGAUCUUGUAAAAAACGGGACCAAGCACAAGUGCUGCCCCUAUUUUAUGGCCAAGGAAUUGAAACAAUCCGCUGAUAUUACCUUCAUGCCUUAUAAUUACCUCCUAGAUCCCAAAACCCGGCGGUCGCAGGGCAUCGACCUCCAGAACCACGUGAUCCUCCUGGACGAAGCUCACAAUGUUGAAAAAACCUGCGAGGAGUCUGCCUCGCUCCAGAUCUCUAGUACUGAUAUCGCGCUUUGCAUUGAUGAGGUCACUAGUGUGAUGAAGCGGCUCCUGGAAGAAGACCUGGAGGUUGGAGGAGGGUUUGAGGUAGAAAAAGAGGCCAAAGAUUUCACUCCAGAUGACCUUUGUACUUUAAAAAGUAUUUUUUUGGGGCUAGAGGCUGCUGUAGAUCAGCUGGAGAUUAAGGAUGAGAAAGGAGACACUUAUCCCGGGUCGUUUAUCUUUGAACUGCUAGAAAGUGCGCAGUUGGUCGGGAAUCAUCUUCAGGUCGCUGAGAAACUUGAUAAGGUGGUCCUCUGGUUGGCCACUACUUCGACCAGUCCUUUUGCCAGGACGGGCAGGGCGCUGCAGAAGUUUGCUGAUUUUGUGAGGACUGUGUUCACUAGUUCGCUGCCGCCUGACUCUUGGACCUCAACCAAAGUGAAUUCCUCGGGGAAGUUGAUCAGCUACUGGUGUUUCAGCCCCGGCUUCGGAAUGCGCCAGCUUCUGGAGCUAGGUGCGCAUUCAAUAAUUCUAACCAGCGGAACACUAUCCCCCUUAAAGCCGUUCAUCACCGAGCUGGGAAUCCCAAUAGAAAUCGUCCUAGAGAACCCCCACAUCAUCCCCUCAAAGCAGAUUUCCAUCGGAGUCUUGAGUAAUGGCCCCGACGGGCAGGUCCUUAAUUCCUCCUUCAACACCCGAAAUGACCCCAAGUACAUCUCCAGUUUAGGAAGAACUAUUUUAAACUUCAGCAACCUGAUCCCCGACGGCCUCCUAGUUUUCUUCCCUUCGUACCCUAUUAUGAAGAAAUGCGUCGAGGAUUGGCAGCAAGCCGGCCUCUGGAGCAGUUUAGUCUCCAAAAAACCAGUUUUUAUCGAGCCGCAGGGCAAGGACACCUUUAAUGCAGUUAUUUCUGAGUUUUAUGGGAAAAUCAAAGCUCCCGAGUCACGUGGCGCCAUCUUCCUUGCGGUCUGCAGAGGCAAGGUCAGCGAGGGUCUGGAUUUCUCGGAUGACUACGGAAGAGCUGUGUUGGUAACUGGACUCCCUUACCCGCCGAUGAUGGACCCCAGGGUGUUGUUAAAGCAGCGUUACCUUGAUGAGAUAAGGAAGAAAAACAAAGAGGGACUUACCGGCGGACAGUGGUACCAAUUAGAAGCCUCCCGCGCGGUAAAUCAGGCUGUCGGAAGGAUUAUUAGACACAUUGGGGACUAUGGUGCUAUUAUUUUGUGUGAUACUAGGUUUAAUAGCCCUCAGUUUAAAGAACACUUAUCUAAAUGGCUUAAACCGCAUUUAAAAAAUUAUCAGAAUUUUGGGAUUGUUACUAGAGAGCUUAGAGAUUUUUUUAAGAAUGUGGGAGAGUGUAAGAGAAAUUUUAGAGAGUUACCGACUGUCGGUAAGAAAGUGGCGAAAUUGACGGCUAAUUUGGGGGGAGAGAAAGUGAAAGAAGAGAAAGUGGAUUUUGGGGCUUAUAAAAUGGAAGCUAAGAAAGUUGAGGGGUCGGUGAAUUUUGUGACGAGUAAAGUUCAGGGCCAGUGGAGCGCUAGGACUUGGGAAAGCACUAAGGAGGAGGGGGAGGGUGUUGUUAAGAAGAGGAAGAUUAAGAUCCAGAAGCUUGAGGUUAAUUAUAAGGAUGAUAAGACAGUUUGUGAAGAGGAGACAGCCGGUAAAGAAGAUGAUAAAAAAUUAGUGGGGCAGAAAUAUCUUAAGAGUGUUAAAAAGGGGCUGAGUAAGGAGAAUUUUAAAGUUUUUGCGAAGAUGAUUGAGAGUUAUCGAGCAGAAGGGGAUUUUAAUGAAUUGAUCAAGACCUUGGAGAUGUUAUUUAUGGAAGGGAUGAAGGAGUUAAUUGUGGGGUUCAGGACUUUUUUGAAAAAGCAGCAUGUGGAGGAGUUUGAAGAAUUUUGUAGGAGAAAGGGUAUGUGA